Durusdinium trenchii is the source of this 1029-nucleotide messenger RNA. The record is from the annotation of a GenBank genome assembly. Lineage: Eukaryota; Dinophyceae; Suessiales; Symbiodiniaceae.
AUGGGCGAGAUGCGCGGUGCGGCAAAGACACAAUAUCUGUAUGCACGAGCCUUGGAGCGAGUGACCCCAUCUUACCACCCCGGUGUGUCUCAGGCAGAUCUUCAGAAAGCACGGGUCACAGUGCCCCGCUUGCAGCAGCCCAUCAUGGACGAUGGCCGGACCCGGACACAGCUGCUGGAUCCAAAAGGUUCCCUGAGGGAACGUAUCGUGCUGCGAAGUUGGCUGCCGGACUCCUUGAAGAUGGAGUGCUUAGAACGUGCUGAGAAGAUGGCCGAGCAGCGUGGAGACGGCGGCCUGGCGGCGAGAAUGUCUCAACGAAGGAGGAGCGUAUGUCAGCCACCUCCGAUCUCUGGGGGUUUUUACGAGGGACAGCGGGUCAUGGCCCGGAGUGACCUGUACUUGGAAGGUGAUAAUAUCUUGGCGGCCUUCAUGGACAAGGCGGUGGUGCUGGGGCCCUCUCGUAGCAGUGAUCCCAGCCGAGUAUGCGUGCGCUUCGAGGACCCCGACGAAGCACACGGGUUUCCUUCUUUUGUGUGGAUCCAGCAGGAGCGGCGCGAUGGCGGCACGAUGUGGGUCAACGACGAGAUCAUGUCGGAGGAGAAUGGCCUGCUCAUGCAGAAGUACAUUGAGAUAGGUGCGCUUGAGCUCCGGAUCAUUCCCUGGACUUCCAGCGCGAAAGGUGGGCAAAAGUGGCACAGCACGGCGCGAAGGGAGAAAAGGCAUUUCCUGGGAGCAGAGCGCGCCUUUGCAACCAAGGUGGCCUUUGUGAAGAAGAUCUAUGCCGAUGGGAGCACCUGCCAGAAGUGCGACUUCGUUUGGAAGCAGAUUCAGAAGGACAACCUCACUGAUCGCAUCGAUCGUGUGAUCCUGGCAGAUGAGCGUGACCAUUCUUCGGAGGGUGUGGUGCUUGCAAGAAAGCAUGAGGUGACUCGUGCGCCCUUCUUUGUCGUGACCGAUGACGCAAAGCCGGAGGAGCACGGACUUGCCGCCAGAGAAAGUGGUUCGUUGUCACGAAAGGUAGCCUGGUAA